ACCCCAGCUCAAGAAGAGGGCCCAUGGCCUGGGACGCCACAUGCCUGCUGCCGCCUGUUCUGCUGGUGCUCCUGGCCUCAGGCUCGUGGGGACAGAAGCCAGAGUUGCUGCAUCACCUGGAAGGGGAGUCCUUCUCUGUGAAGUGCCCGUACCAGCCCCAGAAAGGCUCAGGAGCCGUGAAAUUCUGGUGCAGGUGGGACUUACCACGUACCUGUACCCUGUUAGCCACCUCGCCCCAGCUCCAGGGGAAGCCUCGAAACUCCAUUGAGGAUAACGUCAGAUGGGGCUACUUCAUCGUCACCAUGACCGAGCUCAGGGUUGAAGACUCUGGAUCUUAUUCAUGUGGAAUCUACAAAUCCUUCGGGAUAUUUUUUCACAGAAACAUCCAUCUGGUGGUAUCUCGGGCUUCAACCCUGCGUACUGCCAGGAGCACCAGUGGGACCACAGCCUGGACCUCUGUCACCAGCCCUGUCACUGACAGCCCUCAGGGCAACUGGCAGCUCAUCGUUCCCAGCUCUACGUUGGGUGUCCUGCUGGUGCUAGUGCUCAUCCUCCUCGUGAUCCUGUCCUUCAGGAAAGCCCGCAGAAGUGCCGCAAAAGGUGAGGACAAAUCCCACCACAUCUAUAACAACAUCUCAGUCCAGAAGGAACAGAGCACUGGGCAUAGGAAGGACCUCUCACCAAGGCAGAGGCGAUCUCAACUUUCCUGGGGCUCCGAUCAACAGAAGGGCUCUGAUGAAGACACUGGGGCCAUCUGCUAUGCCUCACUUAUCCACCUGAAUCAAUUCGGCCCCAAGGACUCCAUCUACAUCAACACUCAGCCCAAACUGAAACCCAUGCCUGAUCCCCUUCUGACUGUAGAAUAUGCCUGCAUCCCUGGGACCAGACCCCAGCCCACCAAGUCAACUGCCCCGGAUAGGGAGCUCAAGAGCUAAGGAUAGACUUCACUGAGCAGUGAGCACUUAGCAAGUACUUGUGAGGCAUAGGGCUGCUCUGCCAGUGAUGGGCGGGGGGAGGACUUCAGCAUGGCAAAGAUGGUCCCAAACCAGCAAAAGAUCAUUGCUUCCUACAAGGGCAAUGAGGAGGAAGGAGGAAAGGAAAGUCGUUAUCAUUCAGAGGGGAGAAGCUUUGAGUGUGAAGGCUGUGAUGGGUAGGCUCUGGGGCCUAUAGAAGGGGUCUCUAGACACCUGCCUGCUCCCCUCCCCAGGGUCUGGGAGGAGGGAUACUGGAGUAGAGUCCAGUUAAAUAGGAUCUGGACACCAGUGCUCCAAGCCACCCAAUCUUCUCCACACUCUGUGACCCUCACUUCCUUCCUGACCAGGGCUUAUGAAAUCCUGACAUGCUGUGCAAGUUCCUCUUUGGUGAUCUCCUCAUGACAGUCCCUGCCCAACUCUCUCUGAGGGCCACUAAGUUCUAUCUCUCCAUCCCAGCUCCUCCUCUCCUUCCUGACCUUCUGAUUUUGAUUCUCACAAAUGACCCUGACAGGACGGGCAGUGCCUGCGGCUCAGCGGUCUUCCUUAACUCUUGGCCUUGCCAGUCAAGGUGGGGCGUGGGAAUUUCCUUCCCCAUGGUGGCCCCUGUAGCUCCACCAGAACUGAUCUGGGUUCCUCUGCCUUCCACAGAAGCUAUCAUGUAUUCUACUAGCAGCACCUCAAGGACAGCAGGCUGAGGGUUACCUCCUGUUUUGCCCUAGUGCCCUUGCACAGAGCUAUUAUGGGGACAGAGCGCCCUUCUUUAUUAGGCACUCCCAAGGAGUGACUCUGAACUGUGGGAACUCCAGGUCAUGGGGGCAGAGGGUGGGGUCCUACCACGUCAUGGAAAAGAUUGCUUGACUGCUGAUACAUCACUUCUCAAGGAUAACAUUUAAAGAUAAUUGAAUCUAACUGCCAGUGAGUCCAACUGCAAAAUCCCAGUGAGUCAUGCAGUAUCUGCCUCAAUCUCUCCAAGGACAGGGAAUUUACCACCUCUUGCUCAAGCAGCUUGUUUGUCAAUGUUUUUUUUUUUUUUGUCUUUCAGCUUGCCCUCAAUUACAGGGAAAGGUCAGCUUGCCUACAGGAUGGGACCUGAGGGUCAGGCUGCUUCACGGCCAGAAAGGUAGAGGGGUUGGACAGGUGAAGAGUGGGGGGCGGUCUGAGGUUUGGCAGGCUGGGUGCAAGGGAAAGGUCUUCCUCAGGGAGGAAGGCAAGCUAAGCACUUGUCACUUGGGACAUCCCAGGCUCCCUGUGCCGAGGAUGUGGUUCUAUCCUCAGUCUGUGGUUGCAUGAGGACACUCAGGAACAACCCCAAGUUGAAGGAGGUGGAGAGCAGGAUGCUCUGAGCAUCACUUUAGCCCUCCAGGUCUCUGCUCUGCCCUUCCAACUUCUUAUUUCUGACUCCUAGAGACUGGGCAACUACUGCACCCUGACCUCCCACCCUACCUAGCCUUUCUCUGAGAAGGUCAUUGACACUGACCUGUGGACUUAUUUGACCUCUGGUCCUCCAUGGUUCUAGGCUCCUAACGGUGCCUCUUGGUCUGUAUUUUAGUCUACACUCCCAUGGAGGGAGCCCGUAUUCACCAUGGUCUUUUCAACUCAGGUUUCCUGGCUACAGCACUAUGAGCCAUCCCAGGGGUCAGGUUCCUCAUGAGCUGUCCAAACCCAAAGGAUUUACUCAGACUAGAGCACCUGGAGUUAUAGUCAUUACACAGUCCUUGUAGGGAUCUGCUGACUGCCAGCCACUGCUCAGGGUUGGGGACACAAUGAUUAAGGCUAGUAAGCCAACAACUAUGGAGUGCUUCUUAUAGGCCACAUUCCUCUAUAUACAUUAAUGGCUCUAACAUCCUGGAAGGAAGGUACUCUCCUAUCAUUUUAAAGAUGGGGCAAAUUGAGGUGCAGACAGGUUAACUUUUUCCCAAAGUCUUGACUCUUGAAAGGGGUUCAGUAGUUGUUCCCCAAAUUAUUUCCUCCUGAGAACAUAGCUAGAUGAUUACAGUCCAGCCUUUCUUGCAGUUAGAGGUAGUCAAGUGACUGGGCUCUGGAAGUUACUGUUUGCCCCCUCCAGGCCUGGCCCAUAGAACCUUUUAUGCAAUCAUCAGUGUUUUCUCCUUCCUCUCAUUUGUCACCCAGAUGGCAUGGUGAAAUAAAAGUUCUUAAUGUAAAUUCUAAUCCUAACUCAGCUUCCCAAGGGUAAAAAAUCUGGCUUGCCUUGUCUUUCCUAACUGCUACUGCCUCUUCUGCUGCCGGAGCUUCUUUC
Molecule: messenger RNA, 3231 nt
Organism: Enhydra lutris kenyoni (northern sea otter)
Lineage: Eukaryota; Metazoa; Chordata; Mammalia; Carnivora; Mustelidae
Product: trem-like transcript 4 protein
Exons: 6
Coding region: 24-935 (303 amino acids)
Cellular component (GO): cell surface
Molecular function (GO): signaling receptor activity
Source: RefSeq, a predicted model, not a curated record